AUGAUCUAUAAGGUUUUCCUUCCGUCUCCGCUCUUUCUGAUCAGCUUAAUAAAACGGAUCUGUCCAGACAACAAAGAGGGGACUAGAGCUGAAAAAACACCCCCCAAACGCGCACCCCCGGAGCGCAUCCCCCCCGCACGGGCCUGCUACCGACCCCUCUCCCGGGGCUGCCUCGGGCACGGGAGCUCGCCCCGCUCCCCGGCCCCGCUGUCCGCCUUCCGAACCUCCUUCUCCGAGCAGCCGCCGGUGCUGCGGAACCGGGGGCGAGCCCGGUGCUGCGGGGCAGGGACCGAGACCGAGCCCGGGACCGGAGCGCGGGGGCCGAGACCGAGCCCGGUGCUGCGGGACCGGGACCGAGACCGAACCCGGUGCUGCGGGACCGGGACCGAAACAGAACCCGGGACCGAGACCGAGCCCGAACCCGGGGCGCGGGGCCGGGACCGAGACCGAGCCCGGGGGUCGACACCGAGUCCGGUGCUGCGGAACCGGAACCGAGACCGAAUCCGGGGCCGGGACCCAGCCCGGGACCGAGCCCGGGGCGGCUCCCGAGCAGCGCAGCCGCUCCCCGGGGCUCUCCCCGCUCCUCUCCAUCGCUGCCCCCCGCCCGCCCGCCCCUCGCUCCGGCUCGCCCCGCUCGCCCAGCCCGGCGAUCGGGCAGCCCCGGUGCGGGCGAGCCCCGCUGCCGCGGCCGGCAUUGUCUGGCAGCCGCCUCCCGCCGCCCCCGAGCUGAGCUCACCGGAGGGUCCGCAGGGCGGGGCCGUGCCGUGCCGUGCCGGGGCCGUGCCGCCCGUGUCCCGCCGCAGAGGCCGCGGCCGUGCAGCGGAGCCGCUUCCUGCGCUGCCCGCGCCGGCUCCGAGCCCUUUUAUCGCGGGGCCGCGGCAGCGAUUGGCUCCCGGCGCCGAGCCGGCUCCCAGCCGCUCGCUCCUUUGUGUGGAGCCAACCUCUAACCCCAAACCUUCCCCGCUCCCUCUCUGCCUGGUCGCCCGCAGCCUCCCCGACCCCGCAGCGCCGGCCCCGGAGCGACCCUUCUGCUUUCUGGCACAGGGUGCAAUUAACCCCCCCGGUAAUUAG
Molecule: messenger RNA, 1071 nt
Organism: Passer montanus (Eurasian tree sparrow)
Lineage: Eukaryota; Metazoa; Chordata; Aves; Passeriformes; Passeridae
Product: transcription initiation factor TFIID subunit 4-like
Exons: 3
Coding region: 1-1071 (356 amino acids)
Source: RefSeq, a predicted model, not a curated record